UAUAUAUAUAAAUUAAUUUGAUGUAUGUUAGAUGUUGAAGGAUAUUUGCUGCGUGCUCCAUAGGGGAAACUUGAGAAAAGCCCAUUGGAGGAGAUGAUGAAAAUGUUCACACGCUCCUCCAGACACUCUCGGGGCAUCAUGACCUCCUGUUAUUCCAUCUGCAUCGUCUUGGGUACCGUGUGUGUGAACCCCCUCUCUGCAGUACCUGAGCUCACUGUAUCUGGACAUGUGGGGUCUACAGCUGUCCUGCUGUGUGAACUGCAGACUGAAGUCACUGGAACACCGUAUAUUAUCUGGGAGAUCGAAUCUGAGAUUGUGUUUGAGAGAGUCGGUGAGGAGACCUAUCAGGGUGAGGGAUAUGAGGGGCGUGUGGACGUUCCUGAGGAAGAGCUGCGUAAGGGGAACUGUGCCUUGGUGUUGCGCAAUCUGACACCUACUGAUGCAGCUGUCUACUGGAGCGCCAAGAUAGUGAGUCGCACCAAGAGAUCUGUCAAGACAGAAAGAGUAGAGAUCAGCCGUGUUUAUCUCUCAGUCGAAGACCCCCUCUCUGCAGUACCUGAGUUCACUGUAUCUGGACAUGUGGGGUCUACAGCUGUCCUGCCGUGUGAACUGCAGACUGAAGUCACUGGAACACCGUAUAUUACCUGGCACAUCUUAUCUGAGACUGUGUUUGAGAGAGUCGGUGAGGAGACCUAUCAGGGUGAGGGAUAUGAGGGGCGUGUGGACGUUCCUGAGGAAGAGCUGCGUAAGGGGAACUGUUCCUUGGUGUUGCGCAAUCUGACAACUACUGAUGCAGCUGACUACUUGAGCGCCCAGAUACACACAGAGACAGAAACAGUAGAGAUCAGCCGUGUUCAUCUCUCCGUCGAAGACCCCCUCUCUGCAGUACCUGAGCUCCCUGUAUCUGGACAUGUGGGGUCUACAGCUGUCCUGCCGUGUGAACUGCAGACUGAAGUCACUGGAACACCGUAUGUUAUCUGGAAGAUCAAAUCUGAGACUGUGUUUGAGCGACGCGGUGAGGAGACCUAUCAGGGUGAGGGAUAUGAGGGGCGUGUGGACGUUCCUGAGGAAGAGCUGCAUAAGGGGAACUGUUCCUUGGUGUUGCGCAAUCUGACACAUACUGAUGCAGCUGUCUACAGGAGCUACAAGAUACACACAGAGACAAAUGGCAAGACAGAAACAGUAGAGAUCAGCCGUGUUUAUCUCUCAGUCGAAGAAAAACAGAAAGAAGAGCGUGAAGCUGAAAAGGAAGUUCCCAGAGGAGUAGGAGUAGGAGCAGCUGGGACUAUUGCAGUGAUUGCAGUGAUUGCAGUGAUUGCAGUGAUUGUUGCUGUGCUGUACCGGUAUAAAAGAAGAAGAAAGCAAAACUGCAGAAACCCUGAUCCUCCACACACCUACUCGCUGCCUAAUACACAAAUAAAUCCUGCAAACACAAGUCCAGAUGAAAAUCCUAAUGAUCAAGGAGAACAUCUCCUGCUGACCACAUCACCGGACGGUCAUGGUUCUGUGGUUUUGGAGGAGGGUGCUGUCCGAUACAAUCCAGUCAGGACAGAUCCUGAGUAAUGCAACUUCCAGCACAACAGUUGGUAAUAUCACUAACCCUAGGUUUCCUCUCACCUCCCAAACACAUGCCAGUAGCUGGACUGGCUGUGCUACAUCGACCCUACGUGUGAAUAAGUGUGAACGCUGGCGUGUUUAUCUGCUGAGGCUCUAAAGUGUUUUUGGUUGAUAUUUGUUUGUCUUUCUGGAUUAUACUGUUCGACGUUGUGAAUUUGCAAACUGGAUUACAUAGUUUAUGUUUCAUAUGGACUUUUAAUUUUCAUAUGGACAUUUUAUUUUGUAAUCUUUUUUCCUGGCAUGUCAACUACAGUUGUUAUGCGCUGUUCUUCACAAUAUCUUUCCUACAAUGUUUUAUCGGUACUCAUCUGCAGAGGUUUAUCAUUGGAAUUCAUCAUCGUCCCUGGCGGCCAGAGUUUACAAAACCUGUGGCACUGGGAAUUGCUCGCCACCCACGCUAUGUUCAUCCCUGCUCAUGGAAACUUUCUACUUCCAGUCUCCCUGAUACCUCUGUUGAUGAGCAAAUAUUGGCCACUCGUGCGAGGGAGACCUGGUGACUCUCCUGCCCUGAAGGAACUUCCUCCUUUAGAUUGUUUGUUUUCUUAAUUCUCCAAGAGCUGUAGGUCGUGGAGGUGGAACACCAGCAAUUUUUACGAACUGUUUUAAUGGUGCAGCUUUCCAAGGUUGAUUUUCCUCCCUCCUUUCUAUGUGCCCUAGUUUGCAGACCAGCUAAAUUUAACAAGGACUUUAAAAGGAUUUCCACAUUGAUUUAAACAUUUUGUUGUUCGUUUUUAAAGCUUUGCAUGGACUUGAUCCUCAGUACAUGUGUGAUCUCCUUACCCCGAAUAUUGCCUUAAGAUCUCUUCGAUCAUCCAGUCAAGUAUUCUUUUCAGUGCCUUGUUCAUGUUUUAAAGCCAAAGGUGACCGGGUUUUCUCAGUAGCUGCUCCCAGGAUCUGGAAUAAUCCCAUUGUUCAUAUUAGAUCUUCACCCUCUAUUGCUAUGUUCAAAUCUUCUUUGAAGACCCACUUUUAUACUUUAUCUUUUACGUCAGUCUUAGGGUGUAAAGUUCUCAUUUGUCCACCGGUAUUUGGUAUUAUUAAAUGUUUGUUUAUGAAUCUGUUUUAUACUAUUUGUACAGCACUUUGGUUUGUUUCUGUUAUUAAAGGUGCUUUAUAAAUAAAUUAAUUAAUUAAUCCAUAAUUUAUUAGCAAUGAUCCUACAUUCAUACAUAAUGACCUAAUACCAACGGACUGCAGCGUUUACAGCCUACAGGUAACUGUUACUUUCUCAUGAGGGUGAGGGAAGGAAAAAUGCUAAUUACAUUAUUGGGUUUUGGAAAGAAUUUGCACCGUGGAUCUGUUCCUAUUUUGUCUUUUUAUUGUUGACCUGAUCAAUUUAUUUAUUUAUUAUUUGUUACCUUUGUCCUGUCUAGUUUACCCAGUUCGCUGAUCACCUGACAUUUUUACCUUUUUUAACCUUGACUCUCUUAUGAUUUUGAAUUUUUUCCCUGUUUUUUUUUUUUGUUUGUUUGUUUUCCCCCCACAUUACAACACUUUGUGCACCUUCACAUUGUGACAGGGCCCUAUAGGCGAACUAUAGGAAUGGGGCCCUAUUCAGUGUUUUAACGUAGAUAUUUAAAUUUUCAGCAUACUUUAUUCAGCAUUAAUAAUUAAAAAUAUUUAGCAUGUUUGGGGGGUCCUUGGCUUCAAGGCGGUUGCUUAACUUUGCCUAGUGCUUGAGUUUUGAACAAGCAGGAUAAACAGGGUGUCAGGUUCUACAGGGUUUUUGUGAUUUCCAUAAACACCUGCAUAUCCACAUGCUCAUGUACAAAUAAAUCCUUCACUGCACAAA
Ictalurus punctatus (channel catfish) is the source of this 3409-nucleotide messenger RNA. RefSeq lists its product as uncharacterized. NCBI's taxonomy places the organism in Eukaryota, Metazoa, Chordata, Actinopteri, Siluriformes, Ictaluridae. Gene Ontology annotation, biological process: positive regulation of T cell proliferation; cellular response to lipopolysaccharide; negative regulation of T cell proliferation. Bases 94 to 1563 code for a protein of 489 amino acids. Gene Ontology annotation, cellular component: external side of plasma membrane. The record is from RefSeq and is a predicted model, not a curated record. The transcript has 10 exons.